UACCUCUUCGCCUUUCUCGAACCUUCCUAAAUUUUGCCUCUCGUCUCCGGGUACUGGACACCCGCACGACCUCGCCCCUCCGGAAUCCUACAGAGUUUCCAAAAUUCAAUUUCUCCCCUCAAGAAAUGAAUAAGAUUUAGCAUUGUAUUGAUCUCGAUGAGUCGGGUCAUCGCUUCUUCUUCGACGGUAGAGGAGCUCGUAAGGAGUGAGGUGCCGGAUUGGGACGACGAGGUCACCGCGGUAGCCCGCUUCAAAGCCUUCAGCGGGCAGCGGACGGAUUGGGAGUCGAAAUUUGUCUUCUGGCGGGAUCUCAUCAUCAGAGUCGCUCGCCAUCUGGGCGUCUGCACCCUGAGAGUCUCCGAGGUGAAGAAUACAUGGUUUUCUAGAGGAGGAUUGACUCCCUUGUGUCUUGACAGGGUCCUGCAAGAAAUGUAUUGCAAUGGUGAUGUUUUAUCGAGACAAGAUCUAAUUGAUCCGUCCCGUGGCCAUAUCUAUCGGUUGCUUAGAAGAGCAGGGCAACUUGUUGGUGCAUUUAGAUCAUCAUCUUUAAUAGACAGUGUUGAAGAGUGUCUUGUCCUUAAGCCACUGCUCCAAGAAUAUUCUUCUAAUGUUAUUAAAAAUCUUUCUGAAAAGCAUUGGACUUCUACUUGUGUUGUCACAAUGGAUGAGUUCAAGACUGCCUGUAAAGGUUCUGGUGAAGCUUCUUUGAUCUUAAGUUAUCUUUGUGAGAAUGGAAAAGCACAAUAUCUCUCAAUAAGGAAGGAAGAGAUUAUUGAGGGCGUGAAAGUGUCCUUGGUGCCAGUUCCUGUACCAAGUGUCUCCAGCCUGGAUUUUGACGCUUUACAUUUAGUAUGGACAGCAGAAAAGUUGCAGCGGCAAAUUAAUGUGAUUGAUAGCCGUUGGGAGCUUUCUAGAAAAAUGGCAUUGACAUCCUUUAAGUCGGGAAACAAACAAGCUGCAUACAGGCACAUACGACAGUCCAAAUUGUUGUCAGAAACCAGAUCAAAACACACUUCCUUUUUGGAACGGGUGGAGGAAGUUCUCAGUGUCAUUGCUGAUGCUGAAUCUACUAAAAAGGUUUCUGAAGCUAUCCAGGUAGGUGUUCAAGCAAUAAAGGAAUGUAAUAUUAACGUGGAGGAAGUGCUGGACCAACUCCAAGAACUCGAUGAACAUAUUAAAGCACAAAAGGAAGUCGCUGAAGUCUUAGAAUCCACACCCUUACAGACACUGGACAUGGGUGACGAAGACAUUGAAGAAGAAUUCAGGAAGCUGGAGCUUGAAAUCUCGGGUGAGAUUCACCCACCCAAGCUCCAGGAGCCUGUUGACCAAGAUGUUAAUGGAGCAAGUUCACAAGUGUUCUCCGAGAUAUUGACCCAGGACCUGUCUAAACUCAACCUUGAGGCGGCUUAAGUUUGUUUAACAUUAUCAGCUGCAUCUAUUGAUCUUGAAAACUUGAAAGAUCAGAGAGGAAACUCUGCAUAUCUGUAUAUAGAAACACUGUAAAAGUACCAGAUAAUUCUAUAAAUAUAUAUUCAGUUAUGCAUUUUUUUUAUGUAACCUUGCAAAGUCCAUCUAGUAAUUUUUCUGUUCCAAUUGUAUUGUGAUUA
This is a messenger RNA of Zingiber officinale, 1607 nucleotides long. RefSeq names its product charged multivesicular body protein 7-like. Gene Ontology annotation, cellular component: cytoplasmic side of plasma membrane; ESCRT III complex; multivesicular body. NCBI's taxonomy places the organism in Eukaryota, Viridiplantae, Streptophyta, Magnoliopsida, Zingiberales, Zingiberaceae. The coding region runs from base 157 to 1410 and encodes 417 amino acids. Gene Ontology annotation, biological process: late endosome to vacuole transport via multivesicular body sorting pathway; vesicle budding from membrane. The record is from RefSeq and is a predicted model, not a curated record. The transcript is spliced from 8 exons.